AACCGGCUAACACAACGUGAAGGUUAAAAACUCCAAUGACCCAAAGUAUAAAACGUGGAUGUAUAACCUCAGUUCGGAUUUAGUUGAAUUUAGGAUUAGUCCCGACGAAAAAUAUGCAGAACUACAUCAACGAGUGUUUCUUCGUAUAUUUGAUCUGUGUGACAUUUUCACGUGCGAAUCCGGUCGUCAUACAAUCGUUGAAACAGGCAGAUCAAUAUGCUAAUAAUCAUAAUUAUGGAGUAUCGUCUAAUCAAGGUAUUGCCAAUUUUGAAGCAGAUGCUGGGUUUAAUAAGGCAGACGAAAAAAAGUUAGUAAAUAACAUCUCUAACGCAAGAUACGGAGAGCAAAACAGCAAUAAAAAUGAUCACUUAGACGCGAAUAAUUUCAAUACAGGAACAUUUUAUCAAAAAGAUGGCGUAGAUCAGAAUAAUUUCGAAGACAAGAAACUACAUCAAAAAGGCCAUCAUAAAAACGGAUUUCAUAAUAGUUAUCACAAAGACGAGGUUGGAAGCAACUCUAGUUUUUAUGAUGACGGUAGCGAUGAAGGCGGCCAUCACAUCCUAAAGAAUAAUAAAGGUACUUAUGGGAAUGCCAUGGAAGAUAACAAGCAAGGCAAUCAUCUCGAUCACACCUAUCGUGCCAACGAAGGUGUCAACCAAGGCCAGUUUGACAAUGCUCAUAUAUAUGACGGAAAUGUCAUGAACAACCGAAACUACAAUAGACAGCAACAUUUGGAUGACAGAAGACUUGCUGACCAAAGAGCUGGAUCCUUCAAUUCGGGGGAACACUAUAACGAACAUAGAUACGCGGAUCCUCCUUAUGAUACUGGAUAUAAUAACUACGGCAGGUAUAACAACUAUGAUACCUUCAAUAGGGAUUAUCCCAAGAGACGGAUUACCAUUUUCGAAGAUCCAAGAUACGAAGCUCAUCCUGAUCCAGUAAGAUAUAAUGAUGAUUACAUAGAAUUAGAUGUAAGACCUCCAAGGCGUUAUCCGGAUCGUAGCUUUGAUCGAAGACGAUCUCAACAUGAUUAUUAUUAAAGACGUGUAAACUAAUGUAAUCAGUAACGAAUUUUUUUUUUGUAAAA
Messenger RNA from Diabrotica virgifera virgifera (western corn rootworm), 1087 nucleotides. Its product is annotated as probable serine/threonine-protein kinase clkA. Bases 114 to 1040 code for a protein of 308 amino acids. The record is from RefSeq and is a predicted model, not a curated record. NCBI's taxonomy places the organism in Eukaryota, Metazoa, Arthropoda, Insecta, Coleoptera, Chrysomelidae. The transcript is spliced from 4 exons.